This is a messenger RNA of Symbiodinium necroappetens, 1437 nucleotides long. The record is from the annotation of a GenBank genome assembly. NCBI's taxonomy places the organism in Eukaryota, Dinophyceae, Suessiales, Symbiodiniaceae.
AUGGCCAGGACGUGUUGCUUCGUGCCGAAUGCGGGCAAGCCUGUGUCCCCGGUGCCCGAGACGUUCCGUGGGGUGGCGCUCUACGAGAAUUACAUGCGGAAGGUCAUCCGCCGUGCCGCGGCUGAGAAGUCGGAGGCGGCUGCCAAUGCGGAUCGAAACAUGAAGCCGAAGCCGUUUAUCAGGAGCACUGUCUACAUACCUGGCGUAUCACCGUCACCCACCUCAGCUACUGCAACGGCCGAAAGCGCUGGCUUUGAUCAAGCGGAUCAGAUCUCGCCGCAGCUUGCAGCUCUAGCUGCAGAGACUGCGGAGAAGCUCGCGGCUCAGAAUUUUGACUGCGGUAAUACGCGGGUUGUCUUGUGGCGUUGCUCCCCAGCUAUCGACACCGGCAUGCUCAAAGUCAUGAUUCCUGCAGCCGGUUCUCUCAAGCAAGCCGGGGAGUCCUCAGCGGGGAUCCUUUCAGCUCACAAGCAGCUUUGGGUGGGAAGCAAAUGUGCCAUGAAAACACGUGUGAUUGUGCUUUUUAGCCUAGCUGUCAUCGCUGGAGUCCUUUGCACGUCUUAUCUUCCUGACUUGCAGGGACUGCAGCCGGAGCUUGGUGUCUCUGAUCGUGUUGUCACUGCAGCCGGGUUCGUCUCAAGUGGAGCAUCUGCUGCCGCCGGGCUACUGUCCGGGGCAGGCUUUCUUUCUCAACCGGACGAUGUCGAGUUCGUUCAGCCAGUCGACCACGAAGUGGAGCUGGACAUACCACCCGUUCACAGGUGCAACCCCUUUGAUCAUGUGCUGGUCGUCAACCUCGAGGGUCCAGGAGGAGAAGCACGACGCAAUCACAUUUUGCGCGAGUUCGGCAAGAAAGGUUUGCGAGGAAGGUUCAAAUUCUGGCCAGCCGUCAAUUUCGGCACAGACGAAGGCUUGGCCGCGGAAACCGGGAAGAAGAAAUGUCCAUGUGACCCAAAGGUAGGCUGUGGACUCAGUCAUAGGCGCAUCUAUGAGACCAUGCUCGCCGAGCAGUGGGCAUGCGCGACGGUCUUUGAAGACGAUGUGACCCUCGCUGAGAAUUUCACGACCAGGAUAGAAAGUGCCAUCGAUAGCAUCCCACCGUUCGACGUUAUUCUGUGGGGGUUUUGCCCCGGUGGUUACAAGCCGCGUCAUGGCCCCAAGGAUCAAAGCUCAGUCCCCAUACUUAGAUAUGGCUGGCCAGGUUCGUGUGUGCAUGCCUACACUGUCAGUCUAUCGGGUGCGCUUGUGUUAACUCAAGCGAAUACACCCGCCGUGGUUCCGCCGGAUGGUGCCAUGGAUGGUAUGCAUUGGUAUAAGGACAAAACCAGGCUGCACGUCGACCGAUCUGGUGGAGUUAUAACAGGCUCGUACUGGUUCGCCACCCCGCAGCUAUCAUGGCAAGGGGUGGAGGCGGACAACUUGGAAGGUGGAGUGUAA